AUGGCGCCGGAGGUGGUGGUGGUCGGCGAUGGAGGUGGUGGACGGGUCGGGAUAGUGGAGGAAGAAGAAAGCCAAAGGGAAGGGAAUUUUUUUUAUAGAGCUGCAAACACGGGUUGGGGUCACGAGGAGGAUAGGCGUUCAAGAUGGGGUAAUGACAAGUUCGAGGUUUCUACAAGGAAUGGAAAACAAUCUGGUGUGUCAGACCGUGUUCUGGAAUCUGCUAAUCAGGAAGGGCGUGGAGAUAGGGGACUUGAGAAGAGAUUGGACACAAAGGAGACGGAUAUGAGGCAUAGGGAUGACGGGAAUGACUUGCGUGAUAGAGAGUCAAGGAGGCAUGAUGUUGAAUCAAACUGGGGAGAAGAUCGUAAUAGGAGAGAUGAGAAAAGAUCAAGAAAGUAUGAAGAUGAAUCUUACAAAAUCGAAGAUAGAGAUAGUAGAGGGAAAGACAGAAGGUUGACUCAUGAUAAGGGAGUCUCCCUAAGCUGUCCAAGAAAUUCUGAAGAUGAUCAUGGGCAUAGGUCUCACAGGUAG
Molecule: messenger RNA, 531 nt
Organism: Coffea eugenioides
Lineage: Eukaryota; Viridiplantae; Streptophyta; Magnoliopsida; Gentianales; Rubiaceae
Product: zinc finger CCCH domain-containing protein 42-like
Exons: 3
Coding region: 1-531 (176 amino acids)
Source: RefSeq, a predicted model, not a curated record